Messenger RNA from Lethenteron reissneri (Far Eastern brook lamprey), 1317 nucleotides. Its product is annotated as cyclin-J-like. The record is from RefSeq and is a predicted model, not a curated record. NCBI's taxonomy places the organism in Eukaryota, Metazoa, Chordata, Hyperoartia, Petromyzontiformes, Petromyzontidae.
AUGGACAAAAGCGAAUGGUGGCAAGGAGAGUUGGCAGAUGACAUCUACCGUGUUCUUCGAGAGAAGGAGCUGUCACUGCCUCGAUUGUAUGCACGCUCGCCCCAGCUGCACCUGCGUCGCUACUUCGUUGACCUCCUGGCCACACUGAGCGAGCACCUGCAGCUGAGCGUGGCCACUCACCACCUGGCCGUGUCAAUGUUGGACGUGUUCAUGGACCGGCACAACAUCACUGUCCGCUGCCUCUACACCUCCUCAAUCUGCUGCUUGAUUAUAGCAGCCAAGUUCGAGGAGAAGAUUGAGCAGGUGCCACGACUGGACUGGGUGAACCGCCUGGAGGUGAUGACCAAUCGAGGACUGAGUCUGUCUAAGAAGGAAUUGCAACAGACAGAGUUCAUGCUGCUGCGUACACUCAACUGGAACCUGUGCAUGCCCACAGCGGCGCACUACGUGGACUACUUCCUGUGGCUGACGAAGCGUGAGGACACCGCGGCCGGAGGCUCAAACGGCCACCAGCAGUCGUCCUUGUCCUACCAGCACGCGUACAUGAUCAAGUACAUGGCCCACUUCCUUCAGCUCUCCCUGCAAGACCACGUAUUCCUGAGUUUCCGUCCAUCCGUGGUGGCGGCUGCAAGCAUAGCAUUGGCCCGUAUUGGGGUGAAGCUGGCCUCUGCGUGGACUCUGCACAUGCAUCACUGCACCGGCCUUGCCUGGGAGAUGCUCCUGCCAUGCGUGUCGCAGCUGAUUGGUAAAUACAACUUCAACUGGAAGCAGGUUAUGGAGUGUAAGGAAAAGCCUGCUGUCCACUCUGAGCGGUCGUCCCAUUCAGCCUCAGCCGUACCACAUGUGCCUCUUCACCAGUCAACUAAACAGCAGCAGCCGCCACAGCAGCCGCCACAGCAGCAGCGCUGGGUACUGAAGCUGUGCCCACGUAGCCUCGUGCCAGCCAAGCAUCCGGUGCCAAAGCCGGUGCAGAUGCUACGGCCACCUGUGGAGGUGGAUCAGGAGAUGGAGCCGCUGCUGUUCUGCAAAGAGACCCUUGGCAACACUGCGGAUAACCACGAUUUGGCCACGCAAGCCGUGUGUCAGCAGGAAUCUGGCCAUCAAGCCACACAACAGAUAGAUCAGCAGGCGAUGCAGUACUUGAUAUUGCGUUCUCGGCAGGGCACCGAUUUGAGGAAUGCAGAACACAGAGCAAGUGUUGGUCAAAGCUCAGCUCCUCAGAGCUUUUGUCAGCAAGCUGGGGGCUCCAGCGAGCCUGUAGAUUACCAGCAAUCAAAGCGUCGCAAAAUCUCCGUGACGGUUGCAAACUUAAAGUAA